Annulohypoxylon truncatum is the source of this 1333-nucleotide messenger RNA. RefSeq names its product RNA polymerase Rpb4. Bases 257 to 691 code for a protein of 144 amino acids. Gene Ontology annotation, biological process: transcription initiation at RNA polymerase II promoter; mRNA export from nucleus in response to heat stress; positive regulation of translational initiation. Gene Ontology annotation, cellular component: P-body; RNA polymerase II, core complex. Lineage: Eukaryota; Fungi; Ascomycota; Sordariomycetes; Xylariales; Hypoxylaceae. Gene Ontology annotation, molecular function: nucleotide binding; translation initiation factor binding. The transcript is spliced from 3 exons. The record is from RefSeq and is a predicted model, not a curated record.
CAAAGCUUGUGCAACCUUGUCCAUCACAGGCAGCCGCAUGUCUAACAAGCUGACUUACCUUUCUUUCCUGUCGCAUUUUCGCAGUUCCAUUUUCCAACCCGCCGCAUCACCGCGUCGUUGUUUUGCGACAACCAAGACACAAAUCAACAAUUACCAAUUAUCGGCAUUACCAAGUACAAAUCUCUCUUGAUAUCUCAAUCAAUUCUUUAUCCUCGUGCGAUUGCUAUCGCACAGGGUCAAUCGGUCAAGCUUGACGAUGUCUCACCACGCACCCACGUCACGAUCGAGGCCAGAGCCUCCUGGUGCCGAAGAGGCCACCACCGUUCUCAAGCUCGGGGAGUUCGAGGGUGUCGAUACCCUCACGUUGUCCGAAGCUGCUCUAGUCAUCAAUGCCCUCGUGGCCAAACGUCGCAAUGAUCGCAAGAACGUGAAUGAGACAGAUAUGCUUAUUAAGACUAUUGACUAUCUGGACACGUUCGCGCGCUUCAAGAAGAAGGAAAGCGUUGAAGCUGUUGAGCGUCUCUUGAGCUCGUAUCCCAAGCUGCACAAGUUCGAGCGAGCACAACUUGGAUCACUCUGUUGCGAGACAGCUGAGGAAGCCAAGUACCUCAUCCCUUCGCUGCAGAACAAGAUCUCCGACGAGGAACUCCAAGAGAUGCUCGACGAGAUCUACAAGUUAAUGCCCCGGUAAUCCUAUCGACGGGGCUUUUAGAUAUCCCACCUCCGCGAUUCUCCACGAUUCGUCAGAUCAAGACCAUAGCAAUAGAACGGACCUACGACGGGAGUGAGAAGUGGUGAUGAUGGGUUUUCAAUUCAGGGUGGAAUAAUACAGAUUUCCUUUGAGGCGUUUCAUUUCAACUAGACCAGAGGACUGGUAAUUGCACAUGGACGGCGUAGGAUAGGAAAAGACUUCUGUUUCCCUUUGGUGUUCUUCUAUACCCCCAUAAGAUCGGCAGAUAAAGGCAGACGCAAAAAUGGCAUUUGAUUAUUUCCCUCACAAGUAUCCGGGAUCCUUGUCUUAGGAAGUCUUGCUGGUUUUCGUAAGGUGGCAUUUAGGGUACUCAAAGUACGAGCCCAGUCACAGCUCUAUUGCCUACAUUAGGGAGGAACACUGGUUGGUGCAAAAUGCGAUUUCUUUUAUAUAAAUCACUUAUAAGCUAAAUUUGCAACUUUCAGCCGCUAAUCUUGAGCGACUGGUAUAUAGGAUGCAGCGUAACAAAACUCAUGAGCAGAGUUGACGUGGUGAAGGGUAUCGCCAUGAUAUUCCUCCAACUCCAGCGACUGACUGAAUCACCAAACUAUCCUCCUUCAUUUCAACCAGCUCAGUCAAAUU